AUGAGCGCCCCUAUGGAGAUCUCCUUCUCCGCGCCCCCACCCCCUCCGGAUGCCGCGUGUGCCACCACCGCUGCCCCGUUGCUGGCACCUGCCGCCGCCCAGGUGCUGCCCCCUGUCGCCGCGGUCUCCUCCUCGCCGCCGCCGCAGCAGCAGGCGGCUGUGGCUGCGGCCGUGGUUGCUCCUUCCCCGGCCGACGACAAGGUCCUCGUGUCAGUUGAGGUACUGUUGCACGCAGCGAGCGCGGCUCGCCACGAGGACGUCCAGGUGGCGGUCGAGAGGAUGCUAGAAGCUCGAUGCUUAAGCUAUGUUGAUGGGCCUGUGCCAAUUCCUGCUGAUAAUUCUUUUCUUCUUGAAAAUGUCAAAAGGAUACGAAUAUGUGACACUGACGAGUGGGCUGAGAAUCGCAAAGUUCUCUUAUUUUGGCAAGUUAAGCCUGUUGUGCAUGUGUUCCAGCUGAGUGAAGAUGGUCCUGGUGAGGAACCAAGCGAGGAUGAUACACUCUCUAGCUUUAACGAGUGGGCCUUACCUGCCAAAGAAUUUGAUGGUUUGUGGGAAAGUUUACUAUAUGAAGUUGGUCUCAAGCAGAGGUUGCUGAGAUAUGCUGCCAGUGCUUUGCUUUUUACUGAAAGAGGUGUGGAUACAUGUCUGGUUUCAUGGAACCGGUAUUCUAUGUGUCAAUUGAUUGAAGUGAAUGCUCAUUCGUUGUUCAGCAAGUGGUUUUCUGAAAGUGGAAAAUUGGUUGCCAAACUUUUCCAAAAGAUCCAGGAGAUGGUGGAGGAAGAAGGCAACCUGGUAUUUGUAUUGAUAGAUGAAGUUGAAAGCCUUGCUGCCGCCAGACAAGCUGCCAUAUCUGGCUCUGAACCUUCAGACUCCAUUAGAGUUGUGAAUGCGCUGCUAACACAAAUGGACAAACUGAAGUCUUGGCCAAAUGUUAUCAUUUUGACAACAUCAAAUAUCACUACAGCAAUAGAUAUUGCAUUUGUUGACAGGGCAGACAUUAAGGCAUAUGUCGGACCCCCUAUGCUUCAAGCACGAUACGAGAUCUUGAGGUCAUGCAUACAAGAACUCUUAAGAGUUGGCAUUCUUACAUAUCCUCAGGGUAGUAGUGUGCCAUGUAUUCUGAACUAUUCGACCCUGGAGGAGAAGAAGCACUGUCCUGAGGCUACAGAACCCUAUGGUGCGUUUCAGUUAUCCAGUCUACUCUAUGAAGCCGCAAAACUGUGUGAGGGACUUAGUGGCCGUUCAUUGAGGAAACUCCCUUUCCUGGCACAUGCCUCUGUCACCAACCCUUCAUGCUGCGAUGCUUCUACUUUCUUGCAUACAUUGAUAAAGACUGCGCAAAGAGAAGUCUUGGAGGCGCGUGGUUAG
Messenger RNA from Miscanthus lutarioriparius, 1368 nucleotides. The record is from the annotation of a GenBank genome assembly. Lineage: Eukaryota; Viridiplantae; Streptophyta; Magnoliopsida; Poales; Poaceae.